CUGUCAGAAAGCGUUAUCAACGCUGUCAAAAACAGUAGCAUUUAACACUAGUGCAGAGAUCUGUAGAAAAAGUAGGUUACAGAAUAAAAUGAAAUAUGCAAACACUAUGAAGUAUGUGCCAAGUCAUUCGGUAUAGUAGUUAAAUUUUCACAAAUCAUGCUAUAAACAUUUAUAACAGCACUAGACAAGUUAUCAGCUACACAGCAAUGGUUAUAAAUAAAAACUAUAACAGUAUUGUUGCAUGUAUAAUAAACAACUGAUAAAAUUAUCCACCCCAUAACUAUAGAAAUGUAUUAACAAAUUUUGAUGCAAUAAAUAGGGUAUAAUUUAAAAAUUAAAAUCCCUCCAAAACAGAGAAAACUUCUUUCUUUCACAAAAAUUUCUGUCUAUUUUAAAGUGUUAAUAGUGUAUAAUGAGUUGUGUAUAUAUAGGGGUUAUUAUAGCACAAUUCUAUAAUAAGAGGUUAUUAUAGCAUCCAAUCUCCCCCCAACCAUCCCCCCAUCCGGACCUCACUAAUUUUCAAAGCCUGGCUACGGCCAUGGCUGUACUGUUCACAAAUACCAAACAUGAAUUCUGUGCUUCAGUUUUUGAAAAUGUGAGGUAAGAUGUAAGUAGCCAAACAUUGAAUAUUUGACAACUGUAUUAUGAACAGUAAUAUCCAGUGAUGCAAACACACUGGUUACAGCCUUGCCUCAGCAUAUCAUCGUACAUGUAUAUAUUUGCAAUAACACGCAUACCACACAAUAACACACAAUGAAUUGCUAUUUUAGAUGUUUACUAGAUUUAUUGGUAUUAGAAGCACAGUUUAAAAUGUUCCACCAUAUGACAAGCCUAAUGGUUAGAGAGUCGGACUCGCAACCCAAAGGUCACAGGUUCGAGUCUCAGGUCCGGCAGGAAUUGUAGGUGAGGUGAGUGAAUAACCAGCGCUCUCUCCACCCUCAAUACCACGACUGAGGUGCCCUUGAGCAAGGCACCGAACCCCCAACUGCUCCCGCAGCAGCAUAAAUGGCUGCCCACUGCUCUUGGUGUGUGUUCACGGUGUGUGUGUGUUCACUGCUGUGUGUGUGCACUUUGGAUGGGAUAAAUGCAGAGCACAAAUUCUGAGUAUGGGUUACCACACUUGGCCACAUGUCACUUCACUCACUCACUUCACUCACUCACUCGCUGACAAGAACAGCUUAAAUAUUCCAGAAGUUUGUUGACAUCCUGUCAGAGUAACAGUGAGAGCUUUGUUUCGUGAGACGUCUUGACGCUCCAUGAGAAGAAUCAAAUGUUCCCACGUCUGUUUGAACUAUCACUUUCACAGUGUUCAGUGAAAGGGGAAGUGUAUGUUUACAAGGAAGCAUUCAUCUGCAUCUAUUAGUAGCAUGCAGUCUAGUUUGAAGCUGAAGUUCAAACCAGACUAUUGAGAUGAUCCAGAGUGCCUUGUCAUGCUGAUUAUUCAUGUAUUGGAGAAAGAAAUAAAGUCUUAUUGAUGUUAUGUGAUACCAGGCUUAUAUUCAGAAUGACUUAUUAACAUACUACAGUAUGUACUGUAUACUCUGCACAUUAUGCAAAUUUUCUCUAUGCAUUUAAUAUACAGAAUAUCAAAAUAUCUUAAAUUGUGUUCUGAAACAUCUUAUGGGUUUGGAACAACAUGAGGGCGAGUAUUUAAUGACAGAGUUUUCAUUUUUGGGUGAACUAUCCCUUUAACUGUACACCAUCCACAUGCAAUUUGAUGUCAUGUGACAACACUGUACUGUUUAAAAUGUUUAGUGUGGAAUAAUGAAUUAAUGAAAUCUGAUUUUGUGUCCAGGCAACUAUACAUGUUAACCUUCACCUCUGCUUUGCAAAAAGAGAUUAGUUUGAAUUCCUGCGUUCAGUUACUGACACUUCGGAUGGCUUUAUGUGUGUACUGUGUAGUGAAUAUGUCUUUGCAGAGUAUCGCAGGUGCUGUGCAAACAUCUAUGUUGAUCUUGUGCUUUCUCUAGCCGCACACACCCUCUAAAUCACCCUGUUUAUGUGGGUUUGCAGAAGAGCCAUGAGCAGUGCCAGGUUCAUCAUUCUUGUUCCGUGAACACACACACACACACACACAUUAGAGAGCCAACUGUGCACGUGUUUAUGCUUAACACUCAGAAUGAGGCACCGCCACACAAAAGACAACAGAUGUUAGUGCCUGGUUGGUUAGAUGGUGCUCUUCAACUGCCCUUGGAUGCAUGUGGUGUUAUGGUACUAGGUAGAGUCAGGUCAUUUUUAAAAGGUCUUUUAACACAAACUCAUUGGACAUACAGUGUGGUCCAAAUGUCAUGUUGAACAUCAGGGAUUCAAAAAUGUAAUUUACAUUUGGAAGUUUAUGGCAUAAAUGAUAAACAGAUUGAGAUUCUGCACUAUUUAGGUCACUAAUCAAAUGAGCAAAUUUGUAAAGGAGUUCACAUGAUCAAUGUGACCGAUGAUCAGAUGUUCUUGCUUCCAUUGAAGAACAAGAUGUUGUUUGGACAAUCCCAUUCUCAAAUUAUAUAUGGGAUAACAUGAUCAUGAAUCGUGCUUUGUUGGUGUAAUUAAAGCAAAAGGGUGGCAUACCAAAUACUAAGAUGAUCUGAAUGUAAGUCAUGUCAGUUCAACUUUUCACUGCAGUUGGGAUGAUGAUAAUAAUGUAAAAUUAGCAGAAUACAUCAGAAAAAUGCAAAAGUCUUUUGGAUCCCACUGUGUCAUAGUUUUUUUGUUAUACUGUACAGUUUACUUGCUCUAUUUGAAGAUGUGGAUAUUAGGUAAACGGUGACAAAUGUUGAGCAGUCAUCACAUUCCCAGUGUACUUUGCUUUGAGCAAAGGUGAGUGAGCAAAGAUCCUGAAUCCUUGUGCAAAUUCUGUGUUCCAGACAGCUUGUGUGCCAGAUGCACAUAAAACAGGUGAGAUUUUUCCCACUGCCCAAUGCAAUGACCUGGAGAAUCCAGACAGGUUUUUUUUUUUUUUUUGGCUGUGUAUUUUAGUAAAGCAGAGCAGGGAAACCCAUAAGAAGAUGAAAGAGAAGAGCAAUUUGUUAAUAUAACUGGGAAAGUAUUCAAGAAAUGCUAAUGGAUUUCAUCAACAGCUGUGUUUUGUAGUAUAGUAUAUUAUAGUAGCAUUGAAGAUGCUGGUAAUGCUCAACAGCAGUCUUAGGCUUACUUAUUCCAUCUCUAAAUCAUGUAGAUCUACUAUAAUAUGCUGCUCAUUACUCCAGUCAAUGUUUGCCAUCAAUGGUUGACACUUCUGAAACCUCAGAUGAUGAAACUAAAUAAUGCAUGAAGCUUUCUGUGACUGUACAUAGCUCAUGAAGAAUUUAAAGGGAUAGAUAGUUCACCCUCAUAAUUUUCAUAAUUAUUAUUUUUUUUUUGAAAGAAAUUAAUACUUUUAUUCAGCAAGGAUAUGUUAAAUUAUUGAAAAAGUGAGAAGUAAAGACUUAAGCCUACAUUGUUACAAUUUUUAAUUUUUUAAAUAAAUGCUGUUCUUUUUAACUUUUUAUUAAUCAAAGAAUCUUGAAAAAAGUAUCACAGUUUAUAAAAACAUAUUAAGCAGCACAACUGUUUCCAAACAUGAAUAAUAAAUCAGCGUAUUAAAAUGAUUUCUGAAGGAUCAUGUGACAUUGAAGACUAGAGUAAUGGCUGAUGAAAAUUCAGCUUUGAUCAAAGAAAUGCAGCCAUGAAAAGUAUAAGAGACUUGAAAAGUCAAUACAUUCCUAUUGCUCUAGAAAGAAAAAUGAAAACACACACACACGCACACUGUUACUAAGUGCUACAAGCACACACGUCAGAAUGAGCUGUCAGGAUGUCUAGAGGCCUGGGCGCUGUGUAAUGAGUGUGUGUUUGUAUGUAGGAUGAAUAGCGCUUCAGGAUGGCUGUGCAAUAUCCAACAUCUAUAAUCUGCUUCGGGCUGAGUAGCUAACUAAAUAUCCUAAUAACAAGGACCACUAAUGGGAUGGAUUUUCAAUAUUAGCGAUUAUAGUAUUACAAAAUGAUUAUGUAGUCAUGAGCGAAUAUUUGGAUUUCUAACACCUCAUAGCUCUAGAGCGGGAGUGUCCUGUGUAGAAACAACAAUUGCGGUCAGUUGAUAAAAGGGUGUUUUCUGUAAUUUGGCAAUUAGAUUGUUAAUUACAUUCUGUCAUCAUAUAAGGCGUGAGUCUUUAAUCUUACAAAUAAGAACAUACCAAAGCAGUUUUGCAAGUGCACUGUGUUACGUUGUGCGAUACAAUGGUUUAAUAAAUUGACUGCAGAAAGGCUUGCUGGAGGUGCAUAGAGACACGUUGGCUUGACUGCACUAUUUUAGGCCGCAUGGCAGUAACCUUAAGCUAGACCGGCAUGUUUGGCAGUAUAAAUAUCCAGGUUCACACCGGCACUCUGGCUCUGUUUACAAUGAGCUUGUGACAGCCCUGUGUGAAGAGACGGAUCCUGCCGAUUGGAUAUUGAUUCAACCCACGCUGUCCUUUGAAAAGUUGAUGGACGCCUCUACUGUUGACUCACCGAAGUCAUAUGUAUCUUCAUUUGGACUUGCUAUGGACCAGCAGCACAAUUUAUUGAGCUCCUCGCCCAAUAGCCACACAGCUCACUACAACUCUGGCGAUACCAUGGCAACCUCCCUUUCUGGAAUGACCAUCAACGAUCAUCACCAUGGCAACCAAUUCCAUAAGGAGAAUGGAAUUGCGGUGGGGCUCGUGAGACCAGGGGACUGUCCAAUGAAAGAGGGGUUUUCAGAAGAACAGGUGGAUGAUGAGCACAGUAAUGCUGAAGGCACCUCCUCUGCUGAGGAGAAGCAAUGUGAGAGCCCCCAGGAUUCAAGACAGGAAGAGAAAGAAGAUCAGUCCCAGCCUGUAGUGGAAAUGGCGAGCGCUGGAGGAGCAGUGCCUGCAGCUUUAGCAGCAGGGUUUCCAUCAGAUGGUUAUGAUCAACACUCGGACUGGAGCCAUGUAGACCCCGAGAGAAUACUAGAGCAGGACGAAGACCUCCUUAGAAGCAGCUGGUCUGGACGACCGGUCCAUUCCCAUCAUCGGCGGACAGCUGUGAGUCCAGACCGCACUAGGAGCCUGUCUCUGGAGAACGAGCCACCUGCAACUUUCCUGGUCCGCAGCUCCGCCCUGGAAGACCUGACAUCCGUCGGGGAGAGGACUGUAGAAGCCAGGGCUCCUUACAGCGAGACCCUCCAGGAAGAGGAAGAGCUGUCUUUUUACAGCAACGAGAGCCAUGUUGAAGAAGAGACGCUCCCGGCGUGGGCCAGCAGGGCUCAGACGACUCUCGUUGAACAUGCACCUUCUGAAACCAAAGAACAUAGUGUUUCCGAAGCUCUGCCUCAUGAACACAUGGAAGCAACGGGAGAAGUGCAGGAGAAAGUCGAUGCUACGUUAUCAGCAGUUGAUCGCAGCGUUAUCGCUACCGCCGAAGAUGACGGAAAGACAGAAGCCACUCCUCCCUCUACAAGCACAGCUGGCUCUCCAAAAGGUGUCCACGUCUCCCCGGCAAGAAAAUCCCUGGUGCCGGUGGCUCAGUUCAAAGCUCAGUCCAAGACCAAUGGUGAUGCUGAGAAGAGGACCCCUAAACACAGUAAAGUCAGACCCUCCUCCCAUAAAACACCUUCCUCCAUCCUGAAAAAGACCACCUCUAGUAGAUCUCCCUCAGUGUCUUCCACCAGUUCUGGGCCCAAAGAAUCCAGGCCAAGAGCUCCUAGUAGCAGUAGACCUCAUGCUGCCGGUACAAAGAUUCCUGCCAUGACUGUGGCUGCCAAAAAUGGAAAAGACUCUCCUAAGACCCCGGAGACCAGCGGGCACAGCAGCCCCGGCACUCCCAAAUCCCCUGCCAGCAAGGCUGCGGGUGGCAAGCCUCCAAGCACAGGAAAUGAAAUCAAGAAGGUCGCAGUGAUUCGCUCGACCCCUAAAUCUCCGAAGAACCGCUCACCCACAUCACUGUCGGCCGCUGCCCCCCUCCCUGAUCUGAAGAACAUACGAUCCAAAAUCGGCUCCAUUGACAACAUGAAGCACCAGCCUGGAGGCGGCCGGGUACAAAUUCUUGAUCAGAAGGUGGAUUUCAGUAAUGUUCAGUCCAAGUGUGGCUCCAAAGGCAACCUCAGGCAUGUGCCAGGAGGUGGAAAUAUUGAGUCGCACAAACUGAUGUUCCGUGAGCAGGCCAAAGCGCGAACCGACCAUGGCGCAGAAAUCGUGUCUCUGGAGGAGUCGCCACACGGCCUGAGCACCGUCUCCUCUUCUGGAAGCAUCAACAUGGCUGACCCACCGCAGCUUUCCACCCUCGCUGACCAGGUGUCUGCAUCGCUGGCUAAGCAGGGCUUGUGAUUGUACCAUACCGAAUUCUCCUCCCAUUCUCUUCCGCAUACCUGAUGGUAUUCUAACCUCUCUCUGAAAGUCAUUUUGUGGCCCAGAAAACAACGCCAAGUAACUGUUCGAUUUUGUAAUACUUAAGAUUUGUUAUAGGCCAAUGAAGCUGUUUGAACUGUGAAUUAUGUAUGAAUUUGCCUCAUCCUUCACUUUAAGGCAGUGCCCACGGUGGAAAUUUUUAACAAUUGGACAUUUCCCCCAACCGCCCUCCAUUGACUAUAUUCAGUAGCACACAAUUACAUUCAUGUAUUUGUUUGGCUUUUGUUGACCAUUAUAUAUUUCCUUGGUUCCUACUGGAUUUAGGCCAGUUCAUACAGAACCCAUUUUUUCUUUCAGAGAGGAUUGUUCUCAUUUUUAAAUCAGGCUAAAAUUAGAUUGAGAUUAUGAAUAAAUCGCUUAGCAGUGCUUAGAAUGAAAAUUAGAGCAUGGUAUCUUGACUUUGAGAAAGAAACUUAAAGCCCCACAAUUUGUUUGAAAUGAUUUGCAAGGCUUAUGUGAAGAAAAACAGGUGCGUAACGGCUUUGUGUAGAAGGCUGAAAGCUGUUUAGUUGUUUUCGAUCUCUCGUAUGUGCUGUCGAUCAGAGAUUAUACUUCACGUCUAAAAUGACCAUGAGAUUCAGAGUGCUUCAUAAGGAAACGUCUCUUUCAAUAUUAUUCUGUGGAUGAAUAUGGGAUGUUUAUAAAAUGAAAACACUUUUUUUGUGUGCCUACUGGCAGUCUUAAAUUAUUGGUUUGAAUUACGUCAGUGCUUCAUUGAAAAUGCCUCCCUUUUCUUUUUUUUUUUUGUUCGCUUGUUCUCUAACUUGGCAACUAACGGAACAUUUAACUUCCAUUUAUAUUUUUUAACAUAAUCAUAAAAUUGUAGCCAUGUGUUUUAACCAAGAUGGACAUGUCUGCUGUUUUAAACAGUUUGAUUGGUUAACAUUUUACAUUGAGGUUCAGGUUGUUGGCAUUAGGUAUCACGAAAUAACAACAAACUAUACUUUUACAGCAUUUAUUAAUCUCGAUAAAUGUUAAUUUCUACAUAUACUCAUGCAUUUUAACAUUUAUUUACUAACAAUGAACAAUAGGAAAGAAGUUGACCUGGAUUAAAAAUUGCUGUAAAAAAUGGCUCUUUUUGUUUGAUUCAAAAUGCAUUAUUGUAAAGUGUUAUUGUUUUAUUAAUAACAGGUUGCAUGUGAGAAAUCGGAACAUUAUUUGAAAUAUCUUGUGAAAAAAACACCUAUGCACCUGUAAACUUCCUCCGUAAUACUGCCAACAGUUCCUCUCAUUUCUCUAGCUGAGAAAUAAUUUAUGAGAUGAAUUGCCAAACUGUUCGUCUUCAGGCACGCACCCACUGUAUUGUAAUUUUUCUGGCGACAUUAACAAUAUCAAGUAUUGUAUUAUUCACGGAAAGCGUCACUCGAGCACAAGCAUGCCGUUCAGCUUGGAUCUGUCACAUGUGACCACAUCAUCCGCUUCCACUUUAUAGCUAUGAAAUGUUAAGUCAAGGUCUUCUGUCUUACUGAACGAUGAUGUAAUGACCUCAGCCAAUCAUAUGGCUUAAAUUCUCCCCCCUGCACUGCACUAUCGCAGAAUGUUUAAUGAGCUUCGAACCACUCCACAUGAUCUUUGCUCCUAGCAUGCAUUUCAUGUAAGCAGCCCGAAAUACUGCGUUGCCUCUUACACGCCUACUUGCGUAUAUCCCAUAAUCGCUGAUGUGCUUAUUAGGAAUCUAUGUAGAUGGUAGUGGAAAAGAGCACUACUCAGACGGCGACCCCUGUUUCUUUGUGUUGGAGAUGGAGCCGUGUAACUACCAUUAGAUAUUUAAUGUAUGUUUAUUGUAUGUUUAUGACUGUAUGUUUAUAUAAGGACUUGAAGAGACUUCAAAAAAAAAAAAAAAAAAAAUUCAAAGCAGAGAAGUUCAGAAACCAUGCUUGCAACAUUUUAAUCUGCAUGCUGAGUUUUUACAUGAAUUGGCAACAAGUUUCUGAACGUUUUCUGAGUAGGGUGUUUUUGGGAAGGUCGGGAGAGCUUGGAUGUGGGAUAAGCUGUUUGUUACGGUUUUGAUGUUGUGAUGAGAGAUAAAGUGAGCGUUCUGCGGACAGGAAGUAGGAAAGAAAGUCAGUCGGUCCUUUGGUUUAAAUGUCUCACUCUAUAGCACACCUUCGACAUAGUUCUGGGUGCAGUUUUGCCAUCCUGUUGACAUUGACUCCAUACACCAUUUUUGCAGUUGUAAAUUUUAGCUUGGGAUCUGUGGUUGUCAAUAUUGUUCGUGUGUUUUAUUAAUAACUGGUUUACAAUGAUUCUUGUUGAUGUACAUGUGAAUUUGGAAAUAAAGGAUACUA
Onychostoma macrolepis is the source of this 8662-nucleotide messenger RNA. RefSeq names its product microtubule-associated protein tau a (gene mapta). The record is from RefSeq and is a predicted model, not a curated record. Gene Ontology annotation, biological process: neuron projection development; microtubule cytoskeleton organization. The transcript is spliced from 12 exons. Gene Ontology annotation, cellular component: neuron projection. The coding region runs from base 4452 to 6293 and encodes 613 amino acids. Lineage: Eukaryota; Metazoa; Chordata; Actinopteri; Cypriniformes; Cyprinidae. Gene Ontology annotation, molecular function: microtubule binding.